Molecule: messenger RNA, 733 nt
Organism: Salvia hispanica
Lineage: Eukaryota; Viridiplantae; Streptophyta; Magnoliopsida; Lamiales; Lamiaceae
Product: MD-2-related lipid recognition domain-containing protein / ML domain-containing protein
Biological process (GO): intracellular sterol transport
Molecular function (GO): sterol binding
Source: RefSeq, a predicted model, not a curated record
UCGCCGAUAACUGAGUGAGGACACGUGAUUUUUUUUCUUCAUCAAAAACCGUCUGAUUCUCUCUCCAAAAACACUUCAGUUCGAAGAAUGGCUGGUGUGCCGAUGAAGGUCUUCGGUUGUUUUCUCGUUGCUCUGUGUCUACUUGUACCGUUGAUUUCCGCCAAGGCAGCCGAUGUCAAGUAUUGCGAUAAGAAGGCUAAUUAUAUUGUCAAGGUGAAUGGACUCGACAUAGAUCCGUAUCCAAUUUCCAGAGGCUCGAAUACCACCUUUGCAAUUUCUGCAACUACUGGUCAACCAAUAACUGGCGGGAAACUUGUUAUUGAUGUCUCGUACUUUUGGUUUCACGUCCAUAGCGAGGAUCGUGAUCUCUGUCAAGACACUUCAUGUCCGAUCAAUGUCGGUGAUUUUCUGGUCUCUCACUCCCAGGAAUUACCUGGAAUCACCCCACCUGGUUCAUACACUCUGACAAUGAAAAUGGUGGAUGGGAACAACAAUCAGUUGACAUGCAUUACUGUUGACUUCAGCAUUGGUUUCAUUGCAGAAGAGACCUUGGCUGUUAUGUAAGCUAUAGAAUGUUCUCAGUACUCCCAUCUUUCCCAGCCUUUGGCUAAUGUAUAGAAGACUUGUUUUAUGUAUCACGUCCGAACCCUUUCACCUUUAAGUAUCUAAUGCAUGUAUUCAGACAGUGACAAUAAUCUCUCUUCCUCGCUUGGCAAUGAUUUUAUAAUGGUAA